Messenger RNA from Saccostrea echinata, 1474 nucleotides. RefSeq names its product probable G-protein coupled receptor 85. The transcript has a single exon. Gene Ontology annotation, biological process: G protein-coupled receptor signaling pathway. Bases 77 to 1213 code for a protein of 378 amino acids. Gene Ontology annotation, cellular component: plasma membrane. NCBI's taxonomy places the organism in Eukaryota, Metazoa, Mollusca, Bivalvia, Ostreida, Ostreidae. Gene Ontology annotation, molecular function: G protein-coupled receptor activity. The record is from RefSeq and is a predicted model, not a curated record.
UCCAAACAAGUCACGUGGUACACGCCCUUGCGUCGAGGACACUUUCGUAAACAAUUACGUGAUUUGCUCGAAAAGGAUGAUCUCCUAUGCUUUAUUUCACUUCUCCAAUGGAUGGGUAUCGGUCGAAGACACAGCGCACUCUCAACAUCAAAAAUCAGUCAUUCUUUCUCUAGAAAGUUAUACGUUCGGGGCAUUUACCGUCAUGAACGCGAUGCUUAACGUAGGCCUAUUUGCUGGAGUUCUUUUAAUCGGAACUUUCGGUAAUUUACUGAUUAUUGUUACUAUAACACGCAACACGACAUUUCACAGGGCUCCAUUCUUUUUCCUGCUCAAUCUGUCAAUUUCCGAUUUGUGCCGAAGUCUGUUCUGCAUACCAUUUGUGAUUGCUUCCAUUGUACAAGAUGUCGGAUGGAUUCAUGGAGAGGUAUCCUGCAUCGCAAUUGCUUUUACUAACUUUUUCUUUGUGUUUAAUUCGUUUAUAAGUCUGAUGGUCAUCGCAAUAGACCGUUACAUAUCAGUCGCCUACCCUUAUUGGCAUAAGCGUUGGUUGCAAGGACCUACGAGCCUCACUCUGGUUGCCGUAGGCUGGAUGCUGUCGGCGCUUGUUUCGCUUCCGCCCGUUUUCAGUGACGGAUCAUACACUUUUGUGGAAGAGGAAAAUCAGUGUACUUUCAAAUACACUUCCUACAAACACAAUGACACGUUUGGAUUUCUUCUUGUUUUGACAGCCGUGCAAUUCGGUUCCAUUUUCAUCUACGCUAGGAUAUUCAUUUUCCUACGAGAUCAUCGACGAAUGAAGCCUGUGGAAACACCAGCUGCUACGAGUUCAAACUGGACAUUUACUGGCCUUGGGUUAGGUAAUGUGUUCCCCAACGCAUGGACUGGACUCCCUCUUCGUCCAAUACCUACCAUCACCCAGAAUCUGUCUAGCGGUAAUGGGUACAUUGGCCCAGUGAGCGGAAGGAGAAAUGAACACCUUACUCGGCUAUUCUUUGCUGUGACUUUGUGUGUAUAUUGCUUGUGGUCUUUCUAUUCAGUUCAGUAUUUUCUGUUGAUAUUUACAGACACUGUGAUUCCCAAAAGCGUUCGACGAUUCACCACUUUGGCUACUUUUCUUCAAGUUUGUGUAUCUCCUGUUACUUUUACUUUUCAUUACAGGAAACUCUUCUUAAAUAACUUAGUACAUUUCCAUUUGAGAAGGGAAUUCCGAUAGAUUGGUUUACGGACCAAAAUGGAUAAUAUGUUUUUUAAGCUCAUUUGCGUAAAUUGUGAGCUUUGAUUUCUGAUCAAAGUUUCUUCGACAUCUGUUACAUUUUGAACUUGUUGAAACAUCUUCCUCCUCUAUAGGAUCACUGCGUUGAAAUGGAAGAAUCCCACAAUUUCUCCUUAAACAGCAUUGCAGUCAGUGCGUUGAAAAAUCCUCAGGUUAACGCAACGGAAGUGCAUAGAGAAUAUAUUACCUAUUAUGAUAAUA